ACGCUGUUGUUUUGCAAAAUUCCACCGGUGGUUUCACACCGUUUAAAAAUUAUUAUUGUUUAUAACACACAAAAACGCAGAAAGCACGCGCUGGUAAACAAAAUGUCACAGACAAUGCCGUCGGAAAACUUAAGCAGUCGCGUCCUUAUGGUGCUGGGCAUGCCGCUGAUGGAGAGAAUCCAUGAACUGACUAUACUAUUUGACAGCUGUAAUGGGCGGCAACUACAAACUGUCUAUCCGCACAUAGUUCACUCCAUAUUUGGCAUCAAUGGCAAUCCGAUAGGCUGGGGAUUGAGGACCACGACACAGGAGAACUCACCACAUUACUUCCACAUUCUGCAGCAGUUCUUUGGAGUGCGUGGUCCUUGGAUGCACAUGUGCCACAAGAUAUUGAACGAUGCCACCAAAUUUGAAUUGGAUGUUAACCUAUUGCCGAGGAAAUUCGUCAGCAUGCUACAGGCGGGACAGAAUCCCAUGUUUUAUGCAGAUCUUAUUAACAUUGACACCUUUAGGCAUCAAGUGGUUUCGCUGUCACUAAAUGCCUUUGACUUUUUCAUUUUCCAUUUUGUGUUGUAUGCUUUGAAUCCGCUGCACUCUAUUAAUCCCAUUGCCAUGCAGAUACACAAUGGACGCAUUAAGACUUUCUACCAUGAAUUGGUCGAGGAAUAUUUGAAUAAUUUUCUAACCGCCUAUCCAGAUAACAUCAUAGAGCCAGUCACAUUAUGUGGGCCAGUCAAGACUGUUCAACCUCUGCCGGCUCAGUCAUUGCAGCCUCAGCGUCAGCCACGAUAUCUUAAGAUACCAAGCUCGUACCGAAAUGGUGGAGGCAGUUCCAAUGGAGGAGGAAUUGGUGCUGGAAAUACGUCGCCUCAAUCUAGCAGUGGUGCAACUUCGCGUGCUUAUACCUGGCGCUCCGAGUCCGUGUUGCAUUUCUUUGUGGACAUUUGGUUGCGCUAUGACGUUGAAUCGGAGCAUCAUCUGCCCAGCAGUGACUUCGUGCGUAGCGUGCGAACGCUUUGCAAACAAAUUCAUUUCUUUGCCAAUGCCUCCGCACAUGAUCACACCUCGUUAAACUCACUUCGAAAGGUCUCCCUGGGUAUGGUUAGGUCCAGGAUAUAUGCCUUCCUCUGUGGACUAAUUGAUCGCUGGCCCUUGGAUAGCUCUCUGACAGUGGUCUUGGAGCUCUGGCUGAGUUAUAUACAACCCUGGCGAUAUACUCUGAUGGCAGCUAACAACCAAAUAGGCGGUCGGUCGUAUGAACCACCCAUAACCAAUCUCUUUGAUGGCUUUAUUAUAGAAAAUCUAAUUGUAUAUACACAUAUUUUCAUGCAAUUAUUGCCCCGUUUUGAGCGGCUGGACUAUACAGUUUAUCGUAAUGCCCAGAUGUUACUUCGUCUGGCCAAGACAUUUAACCAGCCAGAGCUCGUGGAGCGUCUUCAGCGUUUCGAGCGUUUGCAUUCGGGCAAUGCUUAUGGCUUUGAUUCACCCCAACGUCAGGUCAACAUAAUGAACAAAUCAAACUCAUUCAAUGCCCAAUGGAACCCGAUGUGCAGUUCAAAUAUACCCAAACUGUUUAGCGAGUCAAUGAAAAUGCAAAUCGAGGCUUUCCUCUUUGUUAUAAGUAUGGCCAGGAAUUCGGUACUAAGUAAUAUUUGCUUGUUGCGCAAGGAGAUUAGCGAACGACAACGAUCCGAAGGUUUUCUUAAGAAUUUUUUGAACAAACUGUUGGGGGAGUCUACGCAAGAUGAGCUAAUGCUGCGUGAACUUAGCCGCAUUCCCGAGAUGUUGCGACAGAGCAUCGAUGCGUUUUGUCGAUCUUUUGGUAUAAAUCCUUCUAAUUUGUCAAUGCAUGAAACAUUGCCAGUGGAGCAGCCUAGAAGUCCACCCCCAUUGGAAUCGCCGAAAAAGUUUAGCUUUUUCGAUAGCAGCGAUUCGUUAGACACCUCCAAAUUAACGCCUCAUCAAAUGUCAUUGAAUGCCUCUAAUUUUGAGCAAGUUGUUGAUCCGGCCCUCUUACCCAUACAAAACAAUGAGCUAAAGCCACUGGUUAGACUGUUGCAUAUGAUAUCGGAAAAAAUGAAUCAGAAGUAUGGAAUUCAAUUUCAAACAUAUUACUUACGAAAUGAUUACUUUGGAAAAUUAACACGUAGACUGCUCUAUGCGCCCAUGACUGAGCAAUGGUUUGAUAAGCAGUGUGGAAAUGUGGAGAUUUGUAAAAAGGAAUUGCCUCCUCGACUUUGUCUGCGACCCUUGGCCUCCAUACAAAUGUUUUUCCUUGUGGGCUUUGCCAUGCUUGUGGGACAAUAUUUCUGUGGCUCAUCGCUGAUCGGAUUCAUUUGCUUGUGCUUGAUUCUUGUAGUUUCCAACUUGUUACUUGCUUUGAUAUCAUAACAUUUUAAGGAAAGAAUCUAUUUUUUAAUAAUUGUGAAAUUUAUAUUGUUUUUUGUAUAAAACUAAAAAAAGAACUACAAAUACGUCUAAGCCAAA
Molecule: messenger RNA, 2487 nt
Organism: Drosophila willistoni
Lineage: Eukaryota; Metazoa; Arthropoda; Insecta; Diptera; Drosophilidae
Product: sphingomyelin phosphodiesterase 4
Exons: 7
Coding region: 103-2391 (762 amino acids)
Biological process (GO): glycerophospholipid catabolic process; ceramide biosynthetic process; sphingomyelin catabolic process
Molecular function (GO): sphingomyelin phosphodiesterase D activity
Source: RefSeq, a predicted model, not a curated record